Quercus robur (English oak) is the source of this 828-nucleotide messenger RNA. RefSeq lists its product as uncharacterized. NCBI's taxonomy places the organism in Eukaryota, Viridiplantae, Streptophyta, Magnoliopsida, Fagales, Fagaceae. The record is from RefSeq and is a predicted model, not a curated record. Bases 83 to 532 code for a protein of 149 amino acids. The transcript has 2 exons.
GAUAGGAAUUAGAAAAUGCUCACAAAACCCAUUACACUUUACAAAGUACACACCACCGUGUUUGAAUCGGAACGAAAACAAAAUGGCUGACGCCGUUAGAAUUGACAGAAUCCGUAUGCUGAAAGAGCAAGCGACCAAUCCUGAUCGACGGGACAAGGUCAACCGGAUCCUAACGGACCUAGGCAAGUUCGCCGUUGAUUCCGCCGUCAACGACUCUCUCAAAGCCGUUAACGGUAGGAAGCAGGUGCAUCAGAUUGUGCAGGAAGGGUUCAAGCAUCAACCUCCUUCACCCUCUUUAAAUGAUGAGAAGAAGUCUGAAGAUCUUAAAUUAGUAAUGGAGGAGCUGCAAGCUGUGAUGGAGGAAACGCAAGAAGACAUGCAUAAAGCAAAGCAAGGAAAUAAGAUAUCAGCCAAAUCUGUCAGUACAUCAGAGAAUCCAGAGCCUCAGAAGAAGACACCAAACGAAGGCAACAAGGAAUUGCAUCUUCCAAAAAUGGAUAAGAAAAGAGUUUUUAUUCGUUCUCGGCUUUAAAAUGGGACGAGUUUAACGACCUUGAUGCCUGAAAUAUCGCAGAUCAUAUUGUCGACAUGUAAUGGUAGUAGACUUAGAAUAACAUGUUGAGGAUUUGUAUAUGCAUUCUGCUCUACCUUAUGCCUGAAAUAUUGCAAAUUGUACUGUCAAAAUGUAAUGUAAUAGAAUCAGAAUAAUAUGUUGAGGAUCUGUAUAUGCAUUCUGCUCUACCUUAUGCCUGAAAUAUCACUAAUUGUACUGUCAACAUGUAAUUGUAAUAGAAUCAGAAUAAUAUGUUGAGGAUUUGUAUUUAUGCA